Messenger RNA from Staurois parvus, 348 nucleotides. NCBI's taxonomy places the organism in Eukaryota, Metazoa, Chordata, Amphibia, Anura, Ranidae. The record is from the annotation of a GenBank genome assembly.
GUGGGCACUGGUGGGUGGCACUGGCACAGGUGGGUGGCACUGGUGGGCACAGGUGGGUGGUGGGCACAGGUGGGUGGGCACAGGUGGGUGGCACUGCUGGGCACAGGUAGGUGGCACUUCUGGGCACAGGUAGGUGGCACUGCAGAGUGGCACAGGUGGGUGCACUGCUGGGCACAGGUGGGCGGAACUUGUGGGUGGCACUGCUGGGCACCGAUCAUCAGGGCACUGAUCAUCAGUGGCCCUGAUGAUCGGUGCCGAUCCUCGCUCUGACAACUGCCGGUUCUCGGCAGUACUUUCCUCACGAUCUGACAGCGUGAGGAAAGUGCAGCCGAGAACCGGCACUUGCAU